AUGUUGACGAUGGAGACGGAUUUGAAAGGCGGCAGCCUGCACGCUAACGUGCCGCCGCACCAUGCGUUGCAGCACGGCUACGGCUCGCUGGGCGCGCUCGGUGGCAUGAUGUCGCUGCCGCAGCAACAGUCGCUGAGUCAGCAUCAGUCACUGCAGCAGCAUCAUCAGCAUCAGCCGCUACCACAACACCAUCAGCCUCCACCUCAGCAUCACCAGCCGCCCAACAACAACAACAACACCACCAGCAAAAACUCUAACGCUGAACGGGUCAAGCGACCGAUGAACGCGUUCAUGGUGUGGUCACGCGGGCAACGCAGGAAAAUGGCCUCCGACAAUCCUAAAAUGCACAAUUCUGAAAUCUCUAAACGUUUAGGCGCACAGUGGAAAGAUUUAUCUGAAUCUGAGAAGCGACCGUUCAUCGACGAAGCUAAGAGAUUGCGAGCUGUUCACAUGAAGGAACAUCCAGAUUAUAAAUAUAGACCAAGGCGGAAAACGAAGACUCUUGCAAAGAAACAGGAAAAGUAUCCUCUAGGAGGUGGAUCAUUAUUAGGUGCAAGUGACGUGCAAAGAACGGCCGCUCCGUCGGCGCAACAACCUCGCGAUGUUUACCAGAUGACUCCAAACGGCUACAUGCCCAACGGUUACAUGAUGCACGAUCCCAGUGCAUAUCAGCAGCAGGCAUAUGGCUACCCGCGCUACGACGUGUCACAGAUGCAACAGAGCGGUUACGGCGGAGGUUACUAUGGCGGUGGACAAGGAUCUCCAUACCUGCCGCAGCCGCCGUCGCCAUCCGCUUACGGAAUUGGCCCCGGAUCUCCAGGGGGCUACGCGCUACCUGCAUCUUGCGCAUCACAUUCACCAAGCGGUUCAUCAGCCAAGUCAGAGCCAGUGUCACCCGGACCGCCGGGGCUCAAGCGGGAGUUUGUGUCGCAUGAGCCGGUUUCGCAACUGAAGCGCGAAUACGGGCAAGCGGGUGGCCAGCACCCGCACGAGUUAGCCAUGAAGCGAGAGUACGGGCAGCAAGACCUCAGCCACAUCAUCAACAUGUACCACGUACCAGAUGAACAGAGGUACGCGGCUGCGGGCGAGCGCGCCAUGCCACUUAUCUGA
Messenger RNA from Pieris macdunnoughi, 1110 nucleotides. The record is from the annotation of a GenBank genome assembly. NCBI's taxonomy places the organism in Eukaryota, Metazoa, Arthropoda, Insecta, Lepidoptera, Pieridae.